Molecule: messenger RNA, 4226 nt
Organism: Amoebophrya sp. A25
Lineage: Eukaryota; Dinophyceae; Syndiniales; Amoebophryaceae
Source: the annotation of a GenBank genome assembly
AUGCAGGACAGUGGAGUACAAGUGCAAAAAGUAGAGAGGAGCCGGCUUUUGGAGGGCUACCUGGACAUCAUUUACAUGGACCACUUGGUUAAAAUGACCACGAAGGCUAUUGAUUUUCUCUUAUGGUUUUCAUGGGUUGAGAUUCUGGAGAUCAAACAAUGCGUAGUGCCUGAUCUUCAUUUCUCUGUCCCUCACCACAUUUCUCUCUUCUUCAAGUACAUGUAGUGCUUCUUCACUUACACAUUCUAACCUAACCUUUUCUUCCCACUUUCUGCUCAUAAGGAGAAGACGGAGGGGUACACAACUUGUACUAGUCGUACUACUAGUGCCAUGACUACUAGCACCACUAUUUCUUACCCACUUUCUGUUCCUUCUUCAUUUACACUCUCUACCCACUAUUUUCUAUUCAAUCAUAAACCGAAGGUUAACCUAAUCUAACCUAGGAACUCUGUCGGAGUAUGUAACUUGGGUGAUUUUUUUUUAUAUAGGUUGAUUAAUUGUUUGAAAGGGUGGUGGCAUAACAGUCCUAACGCAAAAAAAAAAAAUAUCGGCACUAGGAACGGUGCUAUCAGGGGUACACACAUACAACCUAACCUGAGCUCAGAUCCCUAGCCUAAAAUUUCUACCCAUUUCCUUCUUCAUAAAAAGAAGGCGAGUCGCAUCCUCUCGGAGUGUCUCUGCGAGAGAAAUGGGCAGAUAAGUCGUUCGGCAAGCCAAAAAAGGGUGAGCUUCUGGAUGUCAGGAAUUUUUAAGGCUUAAUACCGAGUCAUCACUGAUAAGUAUGUACGUAGACAUCAGAGGAUUCAUUUAUAGCUUCUCACACAGAAAAAUAACUUUAAGUUUAUAAGAAUUAUCUAUGAGAUAACUUAUGCAGUUGCAAUCAGGGAAAUCAUAUGUCUGCAACGAAUUCGUCAGUAGCAUGACCAGACUUGAACAAGUAGGGGUCGUCCACAAGGGAAAUUAUUUCGACAAUGUACUGAGACUCUUCGAUUCAGAAUUUGUCGAAGGAGGUUUCUGGCUUGACGAGGAAGUGAAGCUCUUCUGUCAAGAUAAUUCUAGAUGUUGUGCUACGAGGGACGAUUGAUUGUCCUCGUCUAAACUGUGCCGGAUAGAGUUACCUACUCGUUACAACUCUACCACGAUGCGACACAUCAACAAAUGGUAAUCCAUCGAAGUCACGAGUUAAGAUCGUGGCGUCUUUGAGCUAGAUGACCACAUUAGCCCCCUUGGGUUAAAUUUAGACCCUAGGGGAUGAACUUUGAACUAAAUAAAAGAACCGUGGGACUAUUCUCAAGGGCGUUGAACCACUUGUCCUCCAGCAGCGUUGAACCAGUUUAUUAGUUCUGAUUCAGGCAUCAAGAACUCAUCUGUCGUGAGUCGUGCAACAUAGAGAGGCACAUAAUACAAAUCCCUUGUUGUGAAUGAGUUCCAACUACUUGUUGCCAUCAUUGGAAGUUGGUAUGAAGAAUUUUACCCAUGGAAUGGAGUCUUCAUUGAGUCAUCUACAUCCUCACCGUGUAAGUGUAUAAAAAUCUGAAUGCACGAUCGUCCCUGAUCGUCAGGGAAAUCUUACGCAUUCUGCCGAAUAGAAUCCCAUCGUCAUAUCGUCCCUGAUGUCAACGGGAACACUCUAACUUUCCUGGAGAAGGAGAAGAAAGAGAGCAAGAAAGACGACGAAGGAGACGAAGGACGACCUGUUUUUUUAAGGGUUGGAAGUUGACCUCUUCUCUAUGAACAGCAUCGCUAUGGCAGCUUUCUUCAAGUAGGAAAGCUGCCAUACUAGAUAUGCGAACUACUACGAAUGCGAACUACCAACUUUCUUCAACCCCUAAAUCUCCGGGAAUUUCUGGCAUUCUGCUGGUUCGCGUUCAUCGCGGUAGUGCUCCUCCUCGCGCUUGUUCUGCCAUGCUUCGUAUUGUGUCGAAAAAAGGAUUUUAUGGCGUGAUUCAUAACUACUUGAGUGUAACAGCACUUUUCCUAUAAUCGUGAAGUAUUAGGUGAAGCAAUUCUCAUAGAGCCCAUCACUACAAAGCACUUAGAGAAUACAUUUCAUUUUUAGACUUUUCCACUUGAAGAGGUUGAUAUUGAAAGGGCUUUUUGACAUGGUAAACAAAGAUAUCGUCAGGGAUAUCUUAGAAUUAAUCGAGUCCUCCUUUCAUAGACUACGUGGAGGCCUCACGACGUCAGCCCUGGCCUGAAGGAAAAUACAAGGUCUACGGUCGGGAGGUAGAUUUAUGAAACCAAGAAUGAUAUUGCACAUACUGGUACUUCUUACUGUAAAUUCUCAUUUUUCUUUUAUACGACACACUUGAACCUUGUUUUUUAGACUCUUUCCUUCCUUCUACUACCUUACACGCAUUAAUAAUCGCUUGUGGCUUUUAUUUUAUACACGUCUACUUUCCUCGCAGGAUUGUGUCUAACUUUUUCUUGAACCUUAGACUCUUCUCCAGACAAAGAAUGAGAUCUAGUAGUAAUAAUGAGGAUUUCUCUAACAUCUUCAGAACCAGAAGAGGAAGAGACGACACUUCCGUUAUGACGCUGCCGCGUGGUCGUCAAUUUAAUAGUAACCUAGUAUCUUUUGCACAGAUUCUUCCUCUCCUCCGUCCUCUCCUCUCCUAUUCAGUCUUCCUAUAGUAUCUUGUAUCAUCCUGCUUUUGUAAUUUAUGAUGCAGAUUCCAGUAUCUUGCCGGUGAUUAGGUACGAGCACUUGAAACGCAAGAAUGCCGCUGGAGGAGGCUUGUCGAUUGUCAUUCCAAGUAGAUAUGAUUAAACCAUUCCAGUAGUACUUCACUGCCUGGCCUCAUAAGUAGACAGAAAUAGCUAGUACACAAGAGGCGCCAUCGCAUGACAUCCAGCGUCUUGCAGGUGACUAUGUGCGAUCACUUGAAGCGCGAUGAUGAUGAUGAUGAUAAGUAUCUUAGCACUCGAAGUAGAUACGACUAUCAUUCAUCAUCAUCUUAGCACUCGAAGUAGAUACGACUAUCAUUCAUUCGCUCCAGUAUCUUUUCCUCUUGCUUCUAAGAUAAAGCACAUUCUUGGGUUCGAUUUUUGGAGCUGGCUUUGACACCCUUUAUGGGGAGGAGGUGAGCGACUAUGACGAUGCAGAUGUUGAAAGGCUUGUUAUUACCGGCGGCAUUCAACUCGAGAGGACAGCGAAGGAGGAGAAAAAGGUCAAGAAGUCGAAGAAAGGUUUAUGAAGUAAACAUACAAAAAAGAGAAAGGAUUUAAGAUAUGAAAGUAUGUCUAACUAUGCUUCUAAGAUUCUCGGGGGAUCGAGAUUAUGAAGUAAAACCCUAUGCCCUUCAUCUACUUCUCCUCGCCGCUUUAGAGUGUUUCAAGAACAACUGUUCUGAAGACGAAAAAUGUUGUUGUUCCUUGUAUUUAAACCUACGACUUGAUAAGUACAUCAGUCUUGUGCCUGUCGUGUCAUAGAGAUUUUGCACGCCUCUCGAUUCGCUAUUCGAUCUAUAAAAAAAAAAAUCCGUCUGAUCUUAGCGUUCGAGGAUGCAAGAGAAUAUCAAUCUAUUAGACCUCUUGCUAAUGUGAUUCAAGUCUGUCGCAGGUGACGAUGCUGAUUUCGGUGAUGAUUUUGGCGACACGGGGCAGCUCCAGUUAUGCUCCUUCAUGAUUAUAUUAAAGAUAUCUACCACCACCUGGCUACAUCUGUUAGCCUCGCUUUAAGAGGAUACUGAUAGUAUUCCGUGGUCUACCACCACCUCCCUACAGCUGUUCCACCUCCUUUUCGGUGGCGACCAGAGUCCUCAGUUGUAAAGGCUUUACAACUUCAUCGUGGAAAGGCUUUACAAGCUAACCGCGUAAAGGCUUUACAACUGUUUCUUACAGGUUGCAACUGUUUCUUACAACUGUUUCUUACAACUGUUUCUUACAACUGUUUCUUACAACUGUUUCUUACUGUAUACUGCUAGUUACCUCUUUCUUAGAAUGUUCGUCGUUCCUUUUUGUCCCGCCAUUAGGCUAGAAGUACUGAAUGUGACACCAUGAUGAUGAAGACUCAUACUAUUCUGUAUUGUUACAAUGUUCACGACACAGUUUUCGUUUUUGUUUUCUCAGAGUUGCAGUUCUUUGGUAAGAUGAAGAAAUUAUAUUUUGAUGUGACAGGAGUGUACAUGCAUGCUUUUUCGUGGUCUAAUCUGAAACUACUGUUGUAUGGGCUAUUAAUCUGAAACUAGUGUAGUAUGCCGGUCUAAUCUGAAGUACCUUCGUAA